Molecule: messenger RNA, 3846 nt
Organism: Pipistrellus nathusii (Nathusius's pipistrelle)
Lineage: Eukaryota; Metazoa; Chordata; Mammalia; Chiroptera; Vespertilionidae
Source: the annotation of a GenBank genome assembly
AUGGUGGACCCGGUGGGCUUCGCCGAGGCGUGGCGGGCGCAGUUCCCGGACUCGGAGCCGCCGCGCAUGGAGCUGCGCUCGGCGGGCGACAUCGAGCAGGAGCUGGAGCGCUGCCGGGCCUCCAUCCGGCGGCUGGAGCGCGAGGUGAACCAGGAGCGCUUCCGCAUGAUCUACCUGCAGACGCUGCUGGCCAAGGAGCGGAAGAGCUACGACCGCCAGCGCUGGGGCUUCCGGGGCGCCGCGCAGCCCCCCGACGGCCCCGCCGCCGCCGCCGAGCCCCGCGCGCCCGCCCCGCGCCCUGCGCCGCCCGCCGACGGCGCCGACCCGCCGCCUCCGCCGCCUCCUCCUCCUCCUCCUGCGGCCGAGGAGCCGCCCGAGGCCCGGCCCGACGGAGAGGGCUCCCCGGGCAAAGCCGCCCGGCCCGCGCCCGCCCGCCGGCCCGGGGCCGCCGACCGGGACGACCGGGACGACCGCGGGGGCCCCCCCACCAGCGUGGCGGCGCUCCGCUCCAACUUCGAGAGGGUCCGCAAGGCCGACCCCGCCGCCGCCGCCGCCGACAAGCCCUUCUACGUGAACGUCGAGUUCCACCACGAGCGCGGGCUGGUGAAGGUCAACGACAAGGAGGUGUCGGAGCGCAUCAGCUCGCUGGGCAGCCAGGCCAUGCGCCUGGAGCGCCGCCGCCGGGGCCAGCGGGGCGCGCCCCCCGCACAGCCCCGCGCGCGCCCCGCCGGCAGCCCGCCGCGCGGCCUGGACGGCGACUACGAGGACGCCGAGCUGAACGCGCGCUUCCUCCGGGACAACCUGGUGCAGGCCGCCGCCUGGCCGCCCCUGGAGCCGCACCAGCCCUACCAGAGCGUCUUCGUGGGCGGCCCGCCGGCGGGGGGCGAGGCCGGGGCCGCCGCCGCCGCGGAGCCCCCGCCGCAGCGCCGCCUGACCUGGCCGCGCCGCUCCUACUCGCCCCGCAGCUUCGAGGACAGCGGCGGCGGCUACACGCCGGACUGCAGCUCCAACGAGAACCUCACGUCCAGCGAGGACGAGGAGGAGGAGGAGGAGGACGACGAGGAGGAUGUGUCGUCCGGUGGCCAGUCCGGCCGCGUGUCCCCGAGCCCCGCCGCCGCUGCCGCCGCCGGCCGUCGCCGCUGCCCGGGCCGCGACCGGAGCCGCUCGCCCUCGCAGACGUCGCAGCAGUCGCUGGACAGCGGCCCCAGCCCGCCGCCCACGCCGCAGUGCCCCCGGCGCCACCGCCACGGCCCCGUCGUGGUGUCCGAGGCCACCAUCGUGGGCGUGCGCAAGACCGGGCAGAUCUGGCCCAGCGACGGGGACAGCGCCUUCCCCGGAGACGCAGACGCGUCCUUCGGGUACGGCUGCGCGGCGGACCAUGCGGAGGAGCAGCGGCGGCACCAGGACGGGCUGCCCUACAUCGAUGACUCGCCCUCCUCCUCGCCCCACCUGGGCGGCAAGGGCCGGGCCGGCCUGGAGCCGGCCAAGGCGAGCGAGCUGGACCUGGAGAAGGGCUUGGAGAUGCGCAAGUGGGUCCUGUCGGGCAUCCUGGCGAGUGAGGAGACGUACCUCAGCCACCUGGAGGCGCUGCUGCUGCCCAUGAAGCCGCUGAAGGCGGCGGCCACCACCUCGCAGCCGGUGCUGACGAGCCAGCAGAUCGAGACCAUCUUCUUCAAGGUGCCCGAGCUGUACGAGAUCCACAAGGAGUUCUACGACGGGCUGUGCCCCCGCGUGCAGCGGUGGAGCCACCAGCAGCGCGUGGGCGACCUCUUCCAGAGGCUGGCCAGCCAGCUGGGCGUGUACCGGGCCUUCGUGGACAACUACGGCGUCGCCAUGGAAAUGGCCGAGAAGUGCUGCCAGGCCAACGCUCAGUUUGCAGAAAUCUCCGAGAACCUGAGAGCCAGGAGCAACAAGGACGCCAAGGACCAUACGACCAAGAACUCCCUGGAGACCCUGCUCUACAAGCCCGUGGACCGGGUCACGCGGAGCACGCUGGUCCUGCACGACCUGCUGAAGCACACGCCGCCCAGCCACCCCGACCACCCGCUGCUGCAGGACGCGCUGCGCAUCUCCCAGAACUUCCUGUCCAGCAUCAACGAGGAGAUCACGCCUCGCCGGCAGUCCAUGACCGUGAAGAAGGGCGAGCACAGGCAGCUGCUGAAGGACAGCUUCAUGGUGGAGCUGGUGGAGGGCGCCCGCAAGCUGCGCCACGUCUUCCUGUUCACCGACCUGCUCCUCUGCACCAAGCUCAAGAAGCAGAGCGGAGGCAAAACGCAGCAGUACGACUGCAAGUGGUACAUCCCGCUCACCGACCUCAGCUUCCAGACGCUGGACGAGUCCGAGGCGGCGCCCGCCAUCCCCCUGGUGGUGGACGAGGAGCUGGACGCCAUGAAGAUCAAGAUCUCGCAGAUCAAGAGCGACAUCCAGAGGGAGAAGAGGGCCAACAAGGGCAGCAAGGCCAUGGAGAGGCUGAAGAAGAAGCUGUCGGAGCAGGAGUCCAUGCUCCUGCUCAUGUCCCCCAGCAUGGCCUUCCGGGUGCACAGCCGCAACGGCAAGAGCUACACGUUCCUGAUCUCGUCGGACUACGAGCGUGCGGAGUGGCGGGAGCACAUCCGGGAGCAGCAGAAGAAGUGUUUCAAAAGCUUCUCCCUGACGUCCGUGGAGCUGCAGAUGCUGACCAACUCAUGUGUCAAACUCCAGACGGUCCACUGCAUCCCCCUGACCAUCAACAAGGAAGAUGACGAGUCUCCGGGCCUCUACGGCUUCCUGAACGUCAUCGUCCACUCGGCCACGGGCUUCAAGCAGAGCUCAAACCUGUACUGUACCCUGGAGGUGGACUCCUUCGGGUACUUCGUGAACAAAGCCAAGACUCGGGUCUACAGGGACACGGCCGAGCCCAACUGGAACGAGGAGUUUGAGAUCGAGCUGGAGGGCUCGCAGACCCUGCGGAUCCUGUGCUACGAGAAGUGCUACAACAAGACGAAGAUCCCGAAGGAGGACGGCGAGAGCACCGACCGGAUCAUGGGGAAGGGCCAGGUCCAGCUGGACCCCCAGGCCCUGCAGGACAGAGACUGGCAGCGGACGGUCAUCGCCAUGAACGGGAUCGAGGUGAAGCUGUCGGUGAAGUUCACCAGCAGGGAGUUCAGCCUGAAGAGGCUGCCGUCCCGCAAGCAGACGGGCGUCUUCGGGGUCAAGAUCGCCGUGGUCACCAAGAGGGAGCGGUCCAAGGUGCCCUACAUCGUGCGGCAGUGCGUGGAGGAGAUCGAGCGCCGGGGCAUGGAGGAGGUGGGCAUCUACCGCGUGUCCGGCGUGGCCACCGACAUCCAGGCGCUGAAGGCCGCCUUCGACCUCAACAACAAGGACGUGUCGGUGAUGAUGAGCGAGAUGGACGUCAACGCCAUCGCCGGCACCCUCAAGCUCUACUUCCGGGAGCUGCCGGAGCCGCUGUUCACCGACGAGUUCUACCCCAGCUUCGCCGAGGGCAUCGCUCUUUCGGACCCCGUGGCGAAGGAGAGCUGCAUGCUGAACCUGCUGCUGUCGCUCCCAGAGGCCAACCUGCUGACCUUCCUCUUCCUCCUGGACCACCUGAAGAGGGUGGCAGAGAAGGAGACGGUGAACAAGAUGUCCCUGCACAACCUGGCCACGGUGUUCGGCCCCACACUGCUGCGGCCCUCGGAGAAGGAGAGCAAGCUGCCCGCCACGCCCGGCCAGCCCAUCUCCAUGGCGGACAGCUGGUCCCUGGAGGUCAUGUCCCAGGUCCAGGUGCUGCUGUACUUCCUGCAGCUGGAGGCCAUCCCUGCUCCUGACAGCAAGCGACAGAGCAUCCUGUUCUCCACGGAAGUCUAA